ACCCCUUCACUAACACUCACACGGUUGCCAUGGACCUGCAUAAGCAGUGGGAGAACACAGAGGCUAACUGGCACAAGGAAAAGAUGGAAUUACUGGACCAGUUUGACAACGAAAGGAAGGAAUGGGAGAGUCAAUGGAAAAUCAUGCAGAAGAAGAUAGAAGAGCUUUGCCAUGAAGUAAAGCUUCGGAGGAAAAUCAACAUGAAUGAACGCGCUAAGAUCAUCAGUCAUGAUGGUGAGAAAGCAAUUCGAGAUCAAGUGCUGGAAUCUCCAAAUGACCCUAGUUCAGGGCGAUGUGAAUUUACAGGGAUAAAUCACAGGGAUGGUCUGGAAAAAGAAAAUAAAACAGAGCAGAGCUUACUCUGCGAGGGAAAUCAAAUGUGUAAGGAACAAAAAGCAACAAAAAAAUCCAAAGUAGGGUUUAUGGAUCCUUUGGCCACAGAGAACCAAAAAGAUUGUGAGGCCUGCCCUGGUCCGAGGACUUGGAGGGAAGAGAGCAGGAGGUGUUCUGGGGCCCUGAACUUGGCUCUUGAAGAACUUGCCAAAGUUAGUGAAGAGUUAUGCAGCUUUCAAGAGGAAAUCCGAAAGCGGUCCAACCACAGAAGGAUGAAGUCAGAUUCGUUUCUUCAGGAAAUGCCAAAUGUAAUUAAUAUGCCUCACAGAGACCACAUGGUCAAUGAUGGCCAGGGCAUUCUUCCCCUCAAUUUAGAAAAAGAAAAGCAGAAAAAUAGGAAGAACCUAAGUACAAAUGUGCUCCAAAGCAAUUCUCUGAAGACAUGUGAACUUGAUACAACUGAUCUGCAAAGAAAUGAAAUUCCACCACUUCCUCCUCCAAGAAGCACAUCUCGAAAUUUUCCCAGCUCCUAUUCCGAAAAAGCUCAUGAAAGUUUGAAGGAAAGUUUAGAUCACUGCAUCCAGGUGGCCCAAGAGGGUCAAGAUGAAAGGAACUGCAGUUCUGGUUUCCUUUUGAGGCACAAUGAGAUGCCUAUCCUGUGUCUAAAUGAAGGCAAGACUUUGAAAGAUGGUAUCGUGUCUCCUUCUUUGGCCCCCAAAGCCAAAAUAUGUAACAAGCCUUCAUGUAAUGAAAAUGCUGGACUUAGCAUGUGGUCGUAUGACCCUGGGAUCAGUGCAAAAAAUAGUCCCUCUCCAUUGUGGUUUCAGAAAACCUGCUUGACUCCCAGUAAGCCAAAGUGUGAAAAGAUGGUUCCAGAUCACCCUACUAAAGCUCAUCCUGAUCUGCAUAUAAGCAGUGACUAUAGCUCCUUGGUGACAGAGAGCAGCGGCCCACUUAAAAGUUUCAGCUGUGGCUUUAAGAAGACAACUAGGAAUGAAAAACUGGCAGCAAAGACUGAUGAAUUUAACAGAAUCGUAUUUAGAACAGAUAGAAAUUGUCGGGCAAUACAGCAAAAUCAAAGCUACUCAGAAUCAUCUGAAGAUCUUAAGCCCUGUGAUACCUUAAUUACUCAUACAGGUAACAUCUCAGAAAAUGACAAUGUGUCUGAUAUUCUGAAAACCAGUGUCCACGUGCCUGCGCCCAGAGAAAAUGUGCCUGACAAUCCCACCACAAUAUCCACAACAGGCCUCGUUAAACAAAUGCAGGAACACAUGAGCCCUAGCAGCUACCGCAAUAUGCUCCAAGAGCAUGACUGGAGACCCAGUAAUUUGUCUGGUCGGCCAAGAUCAGCUGAUCCUAGGUCAAAUUACGGUGUUGUGGAAAAGCUGCUGAAAACCUAUGAGACGUCCACAGGAUCUGCAGUGCAAAAUUCUGAAUGCUUCCAGGAUAACUGGACCAGAUGUAAUGCUGAUGUCAGCAGUGGGCCCACAUUAAGUCAGCAUUUAGAAAUAGUUCAGUUAGAACAAGAGCUUCAGCAAAAGCCAACUAUGUGUGGAGCACAGCAAGUGAAGCAAGGAGUAGACUGGAGAAAGAUAACAGAGGAAUCCAUGGCAGUGAAAUCUUCACGUGGAAAAGGAUUUUCCCGACCGGCUAGACCAGCAAAUCGCCGUCUCCCUUCCAGAUGGGCCUCGAGAUCUCCAUCAGCGCCCCCUGCCGUGCGGAGGACUGCCCCCAGUUAUACCAUUUCUUUGAGAUCCACAGCAUCAAUGGUCUGAGUCUCUGGCCUGGAUUGCUAGAUGACAAAAGUCCUAAUUGCCAAAUAGAGCAUUCCGAGUGUUUACAGCCAAUCCUGUCUCUUCUCUGUCUUUCAAGAUCACUGGGACAAAUGAUUUCAAUCUUAACUUCCCAUCAGUCUUCAGUGUUUUUAAUCUAUGGAAUAAUUAUCUUCCUGUAUUUUGAUUUCUUAGAUCAGAAUUUUUUAAUGCCAUCCUCAUUAAUUUGCCAAUAUGAUUUUAAGUUGAAACAAUGUACUAUAUUGUAUAUUCUAACUUUCUUGCAAGUGGCAGAAAGCAAGGUUAUGUGCAUGGCCAUGUGUUUGUAGAUGCAUGUGUUACAAUGAGAAGUAUCCUAGUAUGUAUUUAGAUAAGAAAAACAUAUGUGCUAGUGUUGACUUUGAAAUUAUAACCUGUAUACCUAUGUAUCUUUCUGUUUAUUUAAAAUUUUUGAAAAUAUACAGUACUAUUUAUAUUUUGUAUACCUUUUAAUAGGUAUCCAUUUAAGGCAUUUGAGGUAAUUAUAUUAACUGACCACUUUCUGGGCCCCAACAACACUGAAAAAUAAGAAUUAUACACAUUAAUAACAUUUGGUAGAUUUCUAAAUACAGCUCAUAAAUAGUUUCUUAACUGACAUAAGGAUGUACUAAUACCAUUGAUUUCCUUGUUACUCUCUUAAAUAAAUAAAAUUGUCACAGGUUUAAUAGUUCAGGCUUCUAAAGCAAACAUAAAAUGUUCACAAAAUCUUUUGUAUAUCAUUCGGUAGUCUAUUAUGGCUUUAACUGAGUACUUGAUCCCCAGAGCCAUAUUAUGAGACAGCCUUAGAAAUAACAGGACUUAAAAAUGAUCUUAUUUUGUCAACUUCAGUAACACAUAAUCCUUAAAUAGGAUAUGAAAAGAAAUUCAGUUAUGUUGAAUUCUAAUUUUUUGUUAAAUUGUAUAGCUUUUAGUUAAGCUCCUUUAUUUGAAGGCAUAUUUAGAGGUAAGUCAUUUCCUUUUUGUUUUUUUUAACUUUUCCACAAAAUUAGUAGACAAAAACUAAUUCGCUUUUUUAAUUAACAAGAAAUAUUAAGAAUGGUAUUUGAUUGAAAGCUGAAUUAUAAUAUAUUUCUUACAGUUUCUACAUUUAAAAAAAAAGCCUUAAACUAAACCUUGGCAUCCAUGAGUAGCAUAAGAACAGAAAUGUGUAUUUUGGCCAUAAUUUGCAUCCAGUGAACACAUAAGAUCUAUAUUGAGAACUGAAGGAAGUAUGAAUGUUGAAGUGCUUGGAUUUUUAUAUGUAAGAUCUUAGAAGCAACUUUGCUUUCCAUUGUCUCUCUAUAAAACCAACUUUGGUAUUAGAUAUGAAUUCUAUUUAAGCUUUUCUUUAUUACCAGAAAGGUUGAGAAAGCCUAGUGACAUGAGUAUUCAAAGACCUUCUUCUUAUGAUAUAUUUUAACAAUUAAGAGAAAUUCAUUGCAUUAUACAUCAUGAUCUGAGGUAAAGUAAAUGAUUUCUAAAUCCCAGACUGCCUUAAAAGGCUCAAGACUGUUUGUUGUGUGAUGAUAGACAGAUUCAUGUUUUCCAAAAAGGAGAGUUUAUAGGAGUUGAGAUGAAUAAAAUGGCUAGAGUAUGAAGCUGGAGAAGAUGAUAAGUAAGGGCUAGAGACCCACUCUUUUCUGGAAUAGUUUGAGGAGAAUAGGUAUAAACUCUUCUUUAAAUGUUUGGUAGAAUUUGCCUGUGAAACCAUCUUGUCCUGGACUUCUGUUUGUUGGGAGUUUUCUGGUCACUGAUUUAAUAUCUUUGCUGGUAAUUGGUUUGUUCAAAUUUUCUAGUUCUUCCUGUUUCAAUUUUGGUAGCUUAUAUGUUUCUAGGAAUUUACCCCUUUCUUCUAGGUUGUCCAGUUUAUUGGAAUAUAGUUUUUCAUAAUAUUCUCUUAAAAUUGUUUCUAUUUCUGUGGCGUUUAUAGACAUGCUUUUAAUUCUUGUUUCUUUCAGGAAUAUCCUUUUCCAUAGGAAACCUAUCAGAGAAAAGUAACCUAGACACCAAGUGAUAUCACUUACAUCAUAUGCUUUUCAUCUAGAAGGGUGGGGUGGAAAGGGAAGUGGUGGUGUGCAAGGAUGGACCCAUGAGGAAGUUGCUGCUGUGUUACAUUGGAGAGACUGCCCAAGAAUUGGGCAACAUACCUGCUUCCCUCCAUCACUGUAUCCCAGGUAGUCUGAUGUGGAUCUAUGGUUCCUACCUCUAACUACAAUUCAAAAUAUUGAGGAUCUCUUUCCUAAUCUCAUCCCAUAAUUACUAAAGCAGAAUUUCCAGGGGUACAGAGGGGGAUCUGGAGUCUUUAAUAAAACAAUAACAACAACAACCACAAAAAGAAAGCAAACAUUUGGUGAUUAAAGAGAUUUGGAAGCAGUGACUUUGAUGGAUGCUCAAACAGAUGAGCACCAUUGGGUAGUCAUGUUACCUCCCUGGGACUUGAUUUAUUACCUGUAAAAUAAAAGGGUUAUAUACAAUUUUAAGUCACCUUUUCUAUUACUAUUUGAAUGAAACAUUUUAACUUCUUCCUAUGUUGACUAAAAUCUCAUAGAAUAUUAGGGUUGGAAAAAAAAAAAAACUUAGUAUCUAGUCCAACUCCUUGACUGCUAAGAUGAAGAAACUAAAGCAAAGAUUAUUGAAAUAUUCUGUUUUCUCUUUUAAAAUAUUUUAUAAUUUUUUAUGGAAAAACCUAUCAGGUAAAUGGAAAUUAUCCUUCAAAAAUAUUUUUUUAUUAUUGUGAAUUUUAACUGGUAGUUUUUCUACUUUGGAUGGGCAUUUUCUUCCCAAAAACAUACCCUUCAUUAUGCUGGAUUGAAGACAUUUGUAAACAUUUCAGAAAUAUUUGAUUAGAAACACUUGUAUUAAUAGAAGCUUUCCUGAGCAGACUUUUUGGUGGGAAACUCUUAUGUUAUUUCAAGUGAGCAAUUUGAUCUCAGAAAGGAAUAAGAACAAGGCAGAUAAAGUUCUUGAGUUUUUGUGCAUGUGUGUGUGCGUGCAUGUGUGCUUGUGUGUGUGUGUGCGCACACAACCCUUGCACGAGUUCUCUAUGUUGCCUUAUCACCAAAGCCAAAUAUAAAGAUGUAAGUUAUGUUUGCAUAAUUCACUUAUUGAAAAUUAACCUUAACUUUCAUUUGUUUUUACAUAGACAAUGAAGAUGAUUAGCUAUAUCAUGCAUGAUUUACCUCUACAGAGAGAAGGUAACCAGACUCCAUGUCAUCUUGAGAAAAUAUGUGGACCUAAGAAAGAGAAUAUGCUUCCCUGCAGAGAUUUUUAAAAUUAUUUUUAGGCACAUUUCCUGACAAACAGAUACUUGAUAUUAGAAUCUCCUCCAGUGAUUGGAAGUUACUGAAUUAAAUAGGUGUGGAGACACAUGUUGCGGCAUGUCUAUACAUUGAGAAUGUUUUUAUUUUCCUCCUUUCCUAUAGCAGUCUCCAGGAAAGCUAAAAUUUUAUGAAGUCUAAAAUCAAAUAUGUCCACAGUUCAGCCUAGCUUCUCCUAAGAUAUCUCUACAUAAUAAAAUCUAAAAGCCUGCAUGAAUUCCUGCACUUAGCCACAUGUAACCCCAAAUAGCUUCUCAUACCCUGAUAGCCACUCUGCCCAUUUAAACCAUUUAUUGAAUCUGAUUAAUUUUUGUUUGAAAAAAAGUGUACUCCUCUGAAAUUUGCCUUUACAUGUGAAGUUAGUUUAAUUAUUUUAGGUAGACUCAGAUUUCUAUUAUAGUGUUAUUUUGCUUCAAAUUCUGCAUGUUUCUUCUUAAGUAGCAAGUAUCUUCAUUAGAAUGUACAACUAUGACUUAUUGUUUGAUAGAGCCCAGAAUAUGCUCUCUCAAAAAAUGGGCUUCAUAAAGUAAAAAAUUAAAACAAAACAAACAAAAAACAAAGUUGGAGGAGGCAGCUUUCAGGCAAGUGUCUAGUCAACAUUUUUUACUGUAGGAAUUUUUCUUAUCAUAGAAAAUAAUUUUCAUUCCAGUGGGAAAAAGUCAAAAAAUCUUACACAUAUUGCAAUGAUCUUUUGAGUCCAACAUGUAUGAUUGGCAAAUUCUGGUAAGGAAGUUCUGCUUAUAUGAAGCUAUGAUGAAGUCUAGAAAUAAAGUCUAGAAUGGCAAGGAUCAUAAAAGUCAUGUGAAACAAUCCUGAAACUCAGAGGUUUGUAUGACGGCCAAGGUUAUAAGGAUGGUCACCACAGUAGGCUCCAACACCAGUGUCUUGCCUCCCUGUAUGCCUGCGUGCAUCUAUGACUUGAUGGUUUGCAAAGCACACUUACAUACCUUGACUUGUUGACUUCUUCC
Molecule: messenger RNA, 6408 nt
Organism: Mustela erminea (ermine)
Lineage: Eukaryota; Metazoa; Chordata; Mammalia; Carnivora; Mustelidae
Product: KIAA0408 ortholog
Exons: 5
Coding region: 30-2108 (692 amino acids)
Source: RefSeq, a predicted model, not a curated record